CCAGGGAUGAAGCGGAAGAUGUCUCCGGAUUUGGGAUCUUCCCAAGAUGCCCCCCGGCCUUCAUUUGUCCUCCUGCAGAUGCCGGUGGUCAGCGCAGAACUCCUGCCCCCUGAGGUGGACGUCACCUGGACGGUGACACCCUACUGCCUCAGCGCUCACCUCACCCCCAGGGGCGGUGCCGGCGGUCCAAACUGUUUCGCCGCUCACAACUCGUGCCUCAUGCUGACUGCCCCCCGGCUCCCGCAGCCGCUGCCCGCCGCCCAAGACCCGGUCCUCCCUCCUGUCCCUUCGGUUUACACCUGGAGUUCUCACCACGUGGACAUCUGUGACAGGUUCCUGCUGGGGAUGUGCAGGGGCCCCGACUUGUGCAAGAUGCACCACACGCUGUUCCCUUUCCACUGGCAACUGUACAGCAACGUGGCGCGGCGCUGGGUGGACAUCAGGCCCAGGGCCCAGCUGCUCCUGGAGCGCAUGUACUGCAACGUGGACCGGGAGACCGUCACCCUCAAAGACAGGUACGCCAGCUUCGACCUGCUUCUGGAUGACAUGGAGAUAGUGGACACAUACAGAUACAGUAGUGUCAGGCGACUGAGAAACUCAGAGAGUCGCCUCUUGAACCCGCACUUUCCCUCCGAGUGGCGCAUCUACUGGUGGAACAACAACGGAUGGGAGGAGUAUGACAAGGCUGUGUCCGCCCUGCUCUUGCAGAAGAUGUCCGCCAAGGAGGUGGAGUGCUCCUUCAUGGCGGGCUCGCAGGAAUACAAGGUGAACUUCAUUACCAUGAAGCAGAGCAACGUGGCCUCAGGCUUCGAGAGGGAGGUCCGCUGCCGACCCGUCUACCGCCCGCUCGAGUCCCUCCGCCCUCACCUCAAGACAGUUGUCCAGACAGAGCCCAUCCAGCAUGCUCAUCAUCCCAACUUCAACACGGACCCUUUAGAGGACUUCACCACGUGGUAUCCUCCCAUUUGGUGUCUGACCUUGGAGCAGGAUUGUUGCGUAAUCGACGUUCCGGCCGGCACGCGGGCCUUCCUGGCAGUCCAGAAAUUGUUCUAUGAUAGCCUGUCUGAGACCAAGGUGGAUGUCAUUGUCAUCCAGCAGGUCCAGAACUUCCUGCAUUGGGACAAGUACCAAAGGCACAAGGUGUACAUGCAGAAGAAGCACGUUGGCUCCGGUGAGCGUCUGGAGCGUCACCUUUUCCACGGGACAACCCGGAAAGCAAUCGACGACAUCUGCCACAACAACUUCGACCCGCGCGUGGCCGGCACCAACGGAAGUCUCCUGGGCUACGGCUCCUAUUUCGCCACCUCGGCCUCUGUGUCCCACUUGUACACUGACGAGACGCCGCCCCAUCAGCUGCGCCAUAUGUUCCUGGCCAAAGUCCUGGUGGGGAAGGUGACCAAGGGGGAGCCCAACUACCGCCGCCCGCCCCCAAAUGGCUCUGAGACCUGUUUCUACGACGCCUGUGUGGACUGCGUGUCUGAUCCCAAUAUGUUUGUGGUUUUCGACAGCUGCCAGUGUUACCCGUACUACCUCAUAAAGUACAAAGACCUGAAUGCCGCCGUCGAGAUCUGAGGGCUGUCAAAUCUGUGAGUUUGAAAUUCACUUCAGAUUAAGUUAUACAAUUGUGAGAAAGGAAAAAAAAUACUGUGAGGCCCUUUUAUGUUCCAAACAUUUUUAUUUGGGUUAUUGAGCACAAGUACUUCUGUUUUAAAACGGUUAAGGUUUUCCCUCUUAGUCUCAGUACUUGGCAGAAAUGUUCCCUGUAAAUCUUGUUUUCUGUUCAAAUGCAUUGCACUUUAUUGCGAAAUGUUCAUGCACGAGUUUUGUUGUUGUUAAGAAGCAAAUCUAUUAAAUAGC
Molecule: messenger RNA, 1857 nt
Organism: Phycodurus eques (leafy seadragon)
Lineage: Eukaryota; Metazoa; Chordata; Actinopteri; Syngnathiformes; Syngnathidae
Product: protein mono-ADP-ribosyltransferase TIPARP-like
Exons: 5
Coding region: 7-1572 (521 amino acids)
Molecular function (GO): NAD+ poly-ADP-ribosyltransferase activity
Source: RefSeq, a predicted model, not a curated record